AUGGCUGAAAUCUCGAUGGAGGGCUCACCCGGGCCCUCGCCGUACAAGGGACAACGCUAUACCCACCGUCACACACAGAGUCUGGGGCUGCUUUCGCCUGUGCCAAGCCGAGACAGCUUGCUUGACUUGACCACCCCAUCGUCGCCGUCGCCGCUGAGGAGCCCCACACCAUUGAAGAGGAGCGCGACACCCAGUCGCGUGACCACGCCCGUUGCAGUUGUCUCCCCCGUCGUUCACCAGCCUCUGCCACGGCCCCAGCCACACACACCCUCUCGCUCAGAGCAACUCCUUCGUGACGCCCUUAGACGUGGGUCAAUGUCUGCCCCACGCCCAGCCUCUCGCCAGUCCCAGACUUCAGUCGUCGUUGCCACACCCGAGAAGCGUUAUUACGGCGGUGAUGCAGAAUUCGCGUCGUCUUCAUCAUCGCUGUCGUCGUCAACAAGGUCUCAUCACCAACACCGCCCACGCACCAUGUCGGUCACGCGUGCCCAGUUCGAGGGAGAGCGUGACCCAGCCCAUGAGGCACUGCGAGCGCGUCUGGAGAGGAUGUUGGCUUUGUCUUCCAGCCCAGUGAGCGGGUCUAGCUCGAGGAGGGGCAGUAUGAGUGGCAGCGAGAAACGCGCUAGUACGCAGUCGGCUGGUCAACAACAAGACAGUGAAGCACAGUUGGAGUGGAAUGCGCUAAUCAGGGCAAAUACGGAGCGUAGUGAGCGGGAACGAUUGUGGAGAAAUGGCGUUAACGUUGACCUGAACGAGGAUGAGGUAGUAAUGCCGCUGCCAUUGGCAAUGACUCCUCGGCCAACCGCAAGACCUGCCCAAGUCGGGAGCCCACGUACACCAGCCUCGUCUGAAGAGAGAGAGGUGGUCAGUCCAACAAGAAGGCGACCGUCUCUGCAGAACUACACUGGGAUCGCUACUAUGUCGUCGCCUGUCCGAAGACACCCGAGCCCGCUUCCUCAAUCGCCACAUUCACGUUCACACUCGCCACAUAUCCAGACACGCUCACAGUCACCAUAUCGAUUACACACGCCUAGCAACGCUGCCCACUCGCCCUAUUCGCCUUCGCCCUAUUCGCCGACCACCCACUCACCACAUUUACCCACACAGCGACCCAAGACGCCCAUAAGACACAACGCCGACGAGGACCGGCCCAUAAGCCCAAGUGCCAUAAGCCUCGCCAGGAGGCAUACAUCGCCUGCAGUGCCUGCUAGCCCUGUGAGGAACACCUUCGCGUACGGUAACGUGCAGGCUGAAUCCCCGCGAACGCCGUCACGUGCAGGCUCAACAAUGCCCGGGAGCCCGUCGAUGCGUGCACGGGCGCAGACGGAGCCGGUGCCGGCGUCGCCUGGUCCCAUCCCAACAAAUCCCAUGUCGCUAUUGCUCGAGAGGGAGGCAAAUGUGGAUGGAGAGAGGAGACAGAGAAGGCACGUGAGGAAGAGCAGUGCAUAUGCAGCGUUGGCUGCGUUAAGCGUUGCUGCUACCAAUGGAAGCGUAGGGGGGCAUGCGGGGUAUGGAGGAGCACAUCCAGCCUAUCCAGGACUGGGAGUUGGGAGGCCACAGGGUAACAUGAAGGAGCCUAGUACCCCAGGGAGCACGCCACCAUUGACUGGAGAUGUCGAUGCUGAUGCUGAUGGUGACGAAGAAGACGACAUAUCUGAAGAUGAACGAUCGCAACCGAGGAGGCUAGGGAGAAGUCAGAGCCAGCGCCAACGCCGACAGCGCAAAAUACUGCUAACGCCGCCUUCGACGCCCCCGAGCGAGGAUUCAGCAUCGAUGUUGUCGCUUCGUCACUCACAUGAUGAUUUGUGUGCCCCUCAAAUGGCGACCGCCACGUUUAAUGCACGUAAGGCGUCGGCACAGUGUCGCCAGCUUGAGGGUUAUGUCAGCUUUGCUGCGGUCGAGGGGCUCGGGGAGCCGCCUAGUCCCACGCGGGAUGAUGAUGCGGAUGCAGCUGAACGCAGACGGUCUGGCAAACGCGGGAGUCUCGGCGCUGGCAUCGUCGGACUCUGGCGCGGGACGUUCUGGUGA
Molecule: messenger RNA, 2028 nt
Organism: Mycena indigotica
Lineage: Eukaryota; Fungi; Basidiomycota; Agaricomycetes; Agaricales; Mycenaceae
Exons: 5
Coding region: 1-2028 (675 amino acids)
Source: RefSeq, a predicted model, not a curated record